Theobroma umbraticum is the source of this 2649-nucleotide messenger RNA. RefSeq names its product Minichromosome maintenance (MCM2/3/5) family protein (gene MCM5). NCBI's taxonomy places the organism in Eukaryota, Viridiplantae, Streptophyta, Magnoliopsida, Malvales, Malvaceae. The record is from RefSeq and is a predicted model, not a curated record. Gene Ontology annotation, molecular function: 3'-5' DNA helicase activity; single-stranded DNA binding; ATP binding. Gene Ontology annotation, biological process: DNA replication; DNA replication initiation; double-strand break repair via break-induced replication. Gene Ontology annotation, cellular component: MCM complex; nucleus.
AUAUUAACAUAGAGGAAAAAAAUCGCCUCAGAAAGAACGAUUUUGCUUCUUCAUUUCCUAGAGAGAGGGCAAAAAUAAUCGCAGAAAAAGAAAAUGUCAGGAUGGGACGAAGGAGCGGUGUACUACAGCAACCAGGCGCAGUUCACGGAGGCCUCCUCGGAAGCGGAAGCCGCCGCCGCAUCUUCCACCUCGAGCCGCCACUCCGUCCUCCUUAAAUUCAAGGAGUUCAUCAGAAACUUCGAGAAGGAGAAGAACGUGUUCCCGUACAGAGAAAGCCUCGUCAAUAACCCUAAAUUCCUAGUGGUCCAUCUGGAAGACCUUCUCUCCUUCGAUUCCGAUCUCCCUUCCCUCCUCCGCUCCUCUCCCUCAGAUUACCUACCUCUGUUUGAGACGGCGGCUGCGGAGGUUUUAGCGGGUUUGAAGAUGAAAGUAGCAGGGGAUUCAGGGGAAAUGGUGGAGCCACAGACGGGCGAGGUUCAGAUUUUGCUUACAUCAAAGGAGGAUCCAGUUUCUAUGCGUUCACUUGGGGCUCAAUAUAUAUCAAAAUUAGUUAAGAUAUCGGGAAUUACCAUUGCUGCUUCAAGGGUUAAGGCAAAGGCAACUUACGUGCAAUUAAUUUGUAAGAACUGUAAAAGUCCAAGGACAGUUCCCUGCCGUCCAGGUCUUGGUGGGGCAAUUGUUCCACGAUCAUGUGACCAUGUUCCCCAGCCUGGAGAAGAACCUUGCCCCAUUGAUCCCUGGCUUGUGGUUCCUGAUAGGAGCAAGUAUGUUGAUCAACAAACCUUGAAACUGCAAGAGAACCCAGAGGAUGUACCUACUGGGGAGCUUCCUAGAAAUAUGUUGCUUUCAGUGGAUAGGCAUUUGGUUCAAACGAUUGUGCCUGGUACGAGACUGACAAUAAUGGGGAUAUAUAGUAUCUUUCAAGCUGCCAAUUCAUUGACUAACCAUAAAGGAGCAGUUGCAAUUAGACAGCCUUAUAUCAGGGUAGUGGGAAUGGAAGAGACAAAUGAAGCCAGUUCCCGAGGGCCUGCCACUUUUACGCAAGAAGAGGUAGAAGAAUUCAAAAAAUUUGCCUCAAAUCAAGAUAUGUAUGAAGUCAUAUGCUCCAAGAUUGCUCCCUCCAUAUUUGGGCAUGAUGAUGUCAAGAAGGCUGUUGCUUGUCUUCUCUUUGGAGGAGCCAGGAAGAAUUUGCCAGAUGGGGUGAAGUUGAGAGGUGAUAUCAAUGUGUUGCUUCUGGGUGAUCCAUCUACUGCCAAGUCCCAGUUUCUCAAGUUUGUCGAGAAGACGGCUCCUAUAGCUGUUUAUACUUCUGGAAAAGGCUCAUCAGCUGCUGGUCUUACAGCUUCAGUUAUUCGAGACAGCAGCUCUCGAGAGUUUUAUCUUGAAGGAGGAGCCAUGGUUUUGGCAGAUGGAGGUGUAGUGUGCAUUGAUGAGUUUGAUAAGAUGAGACCAGAGGAUAGGGUUGCUAUUCAUGAAGCUAUGGAGCAACAGACAAUAUCUAUAGCCAAAGCAGGAAUAACAACUGUUCUCAAUUCCAGAACUUCAGUGCUUGCAGCUGCUAACCCUCCUUCAGGGCGUUAUGAUGAUCUUAAGACGGCACAGGAUAAUAUUGAUUUGCAGACUACAAUUCUUUCAAGAUUUGACUUAAUCUUCAUCGUCAAAGAUAUCAGGAUGUAUGAACAAGACAAGAUUAUAGCAAGUCAUAUCAUAAAAGUUCAUGCAUCUGCUGAGACAGCUUCCAGUGAUAGUAGAGCUUCUAAAGAAGAGAAUUGGCUGAAAAGGUAUAUACAAUAUUGUCGUGCAGAAUGCCAUCCCCGCCUGUCAGAAGCUGCAUGUGCUAAACUUCAGAGUGAUUAUGUUGAUAUCAGAAGGGCAAUGAGGCAGCAAUCGAAUGAGACCGGAGAGGCUGCUGCAAUCCCCAUUACUGUGAGGCAGCUGGAAGCCAUCAUAAGGUUAAGUGAGGCUCUUGCAAAGAUGAAAUUGUCACAUGUUGCCACUGAAGGUGAUGUAGCUGAAGCAUUAAGACUGUUCAAAGUUUCCACAAUGGAUGCAGCACGUUCUGGAAUUAACCAACAAAUAAAUAUCACUCCUGAUAUGGCCAAUGACAUAAAGCAAGCAGAAAACCAGAUAAAGAGAAGAUUGGGGAUUGGCAAUCGCAUAUCAGAAAGAAGGCUGAUCGAUGAUCUUACUAGAAUGGGGAUGAAUGAAUCAAUGGUAAGAAGAGCCAUCUUAAUUAUGCAUCAGAGAGGUGAAGUCGAAUAUCAACGAGAGAGGCAUAUUAUUGUUCGAAAAGUAUAACCUGCUGUUCCUGAGCCUGAGUUGAGCCAGGGCUUUGUUUCUACCACAAGCUCCAAUUGUAAUCCUGGUUACAUGAAGUAACCAGUUUCUCAAUCUGGAAUGGUCAUACUAACAAAAAGCUAUCUUAUACCGCAACUGAGGUUUGGCUUCCAAUCCUUGCCCAACGGUAGCCUUUCUAAUGGAGGGUCUUAAUGUGUUAUUUCAAGCUUUACAUUUAAUGUAUUCUAAGGAUGGUAUCAAGUAUUCUUGGCAUAUCUGACUGUAUGUUAAGCAUGUAAAUUAUCUGAAGACUUGACUGGAGAAACUACUUUGGUAUUUUCAAGUGUUUGAUUUUUUUUUUUUUCUUUGCAA